Molecule: messenger RNA, 1862 nt
Organism: Dicentrarchus labrax (European seabass)
Lineage: Eukaryota; Metazoa; Chordata; Actinopteri; Moronidae
Product: zona pellucida sperm-binding protein 4
Exons: 8
Coding region: 280-1764 (494 amino acids)
Biological process (GO): binding of sperm to zona pellucida; prevention of polyspermy
Cellular component (GO): egg coat
Molecular function (GO): structural constituent of egg coat; acrosin binding
Source: RefSeq, a predicted model, not a curated record
GUAUGUUUACAAUCAUUUAGUAUCUCCUGAUGCAAUACCUCUGUGAAAUUGCUGUAAUUUGUUCUGAGUUUAUUUUUUUGGCAUUAUCUCAAACCACCUCCGUGCAGCACCACAAGACAAACAGUAAAUAGAGCAUUUGAUUGGCAGUUAUGGGCAGCAAAUAGGAUGUGAGAUCAACAAGUCAGCCUGAUCAAUACCUACCUAUAAAAGUCAGCAUAUUUUCACCAUAUUUUUCACAGCAUCUGGUGUUCUUUGUGAAUCACCCUGUGUUGUGAAACCAUGACAAUGAAGUUGUUUUGUGGUUGUCUUCUAGCAGGUGUGCUGCUUGGCUGUCUGACUGAUGCUCAAUAUUAUAAGCCCCAGCCACCACAGCCACCACAGCCACCACAGCCGCCUCAGCCGCCCCAGUGGCCCCAGAAGCCCCAGCCGCCUCAGCCGCCUCAGCCGCCCCAGUGGCCCCAGAAGCCCCAGCCGCCUCAGCCACCCCAGUGGCCCCAGAAGCCCCAGAGGCCUCAGCCUCAGACUCCGAAAUACACACCACCAGCUCCUCAGAGGCCAAAUGUUUCCAACAAAAAGCAAAUGGACCAAUAUACUCAGCAGCCUCAGAAAACCAAGCAGCCUCAGCAACCUACAGAAGUAUUUCACACUUGUGAAGUAGCUGAGCAGUACAAGAUAACGUGUGGGGCUCCUGGCAUCUCUGCUUCAGAUUGUGAAGCUAUAAAUUGCUGCUUUGAUGGACGCACGUGCUAUUAUGGCAAAUCCGUGACUCUUCAGUGCACCAAGGACGCCCAGUUUAUCGUGGUGGUAGCCAAAGAUGCCACCCUACCCAACAUUGACUUGCAGACAAUUUCUUUCCUUGGAAAUGAUCAAAAUUGCAGUCCUGUUGGCUCUACAUCAGCCUUUGCCAUCUACCAGUUCCCUGUCACUGCCUGCGGCACUGUCAUGACGGAGGAACCUGGUGUUAUAAUCUAUGAGAACAGGAUGUCCUCCUUUUAUGAAGUCGCUAUUGGAGCCUUUGGAGCCAUUACCAGGGACAGCAGCUAUGAGCUACUUGUUCAGUGUAGAUAUAUUGGUACCACAGUUGAGGCUCUAGUCAUUGAGGUUGGCCUGGUUCCUCCACCACCCCCAGUUGCAGCUCCAGGACCGCUGCGUGUGGACCUCAGACUGGGCAACGGACAGUGUAUUUCCAAGGGUUGUGUGGAAGAGGAGGUGGCCUACAGCUCAUUUUACACGGAUGCCGACUACCCCGUCACAAAGGUACUCAGGGAUCCCGUGUACGUUGAUAUCCGAAUGCUGGAGAGGACUGAUCCCAACCUUGUCUUGACCCUUGGAAGAUGCUGGGCAACAACUAGCUCCUACCCUCACAGUCUUCCUCAGUGGGACUUGUUGAUUGAUGGCUGCCCCAACCGUGAUGAUCGUUACCUGACCACGUUGGUCCCUGUGGGUGCCUCACCAGAUCUCUUGUACCCAUCCCACCACAGCCGUUUUAUUGUCAAGAUGUUCACAUUUGUAGCUACUGGAGCUGCCAAUCCCGGCAAAGGAGGAGCUGCAGAUCCAGAUGUUUUUACUCCUCUCCAGGAAAAGAUAUAUAUCCACUGCGACGUAGCUGUGUGCCAGCCCUCUCUUGGAAAUAACUGUCAGCCUAGGUGCUUCAGAAAGAGGAGGUCAAUUGCUGCUUCUGCCGGGGAGAGCACAAGAUCUGAGACCAGUGUGGUCAGCAGUCAGGAGAUCAUCAUUAUGGAUCCAAGCUGGAAUACUCAGUAACAACAUCCAGGCAGCCUACCUGGCUAUCAUGAAAUCUCUGUUCUCAAACCUUACUGAAAAAUUGUUCAGCUUUAAAUAAAUCUCCAAGUUGCAAAAUG